This is a messenger RNA of Panicum hallii, 1541 nucleotides long. RefSeq lists its product as uncharacterized. Bases 286 to 1236 code for a protein of 316 amino acids. The record is from RefSeq and is a predicted model, not a curated record. The transcript has 2 exons. Lineage: Eukaryota; Viridiplantae; Streptophyta; Magnoliopsida; Poales; Poaceae.
UCUGUUGUUGGUCAAUUGCGAACGCGAGAGGUUUCCACUCCUCCCUCCGGUGCUCGUGCUGUUCAGAGUCCCACCCCUAUCCACGACAACGACUUGACCCCGGCCGGCUUUUAGUCUGGCCAUGGCGAAUCGCUAGUGCUCGAGCACAUCAGCGCAAGAUCCGUGACAAAUCACCCGCCAGUCUAGCUAGGCAGUAGGUCAACUGCUCGGAUCGAUCGCACAGCCAAAAGGGAUCAUCAAAACUCCGAAGAACCAGCUCGCCCAAUUUCACCUCUUCCACCCACCAUGUCCAUGUCCGUGCAGAUCCCCGUGGAUCGUCCUGUCUCCCCGCCGCCUCCGGGCGCCGCCUGCGAUGUGAUCGAGGACGGGGCGCUGCUGGCCCCGGCCAAUGCCAGGCCCGUGCCCGUGCUUAUCUCGCCCAUCGUCGCCGUCCCUGCCGACGGCGCCGCCCCGGCUGGUCUCGCUGCUGCUGCGUUGCCGCCGGCGUACACCGGCGUGCUGUACACGCACCACCACCACAUCAAGUGGCCCGUGGUGGUCGACGACCCCGGCAAGAAGCGGGAGAAGUGGCUCAAGGAGAUGCGCGGCUGGCUCAUGGUGCUCGCCGUGCUCGCCGCCUCCGUCACCUACCAGGCGGGGCUCAACCCGCCCGGCGGCUUCUGGCAGCAGGACGACGCCCAGGGGAACGUCGCCGGCACGCCCGUGCUCCAGUCAAAGUUCCCCAAGCGGUCGGUGACUGUAAUCCUUUCUUCCAUUGGCUGCCAUUACAAACAUUUUUUGGGCUUAAUCCCACAGUCACACGGAACACGGUACACGGUGUUCUUCUACUUCAACUCGACGGCGUUCGUGACGUCGGUGGUGACCAUCGUCCUGCUCAUGAACGAGUCCUUCUACCACUCGGAGGCCAAGGUGGAGGCGCUAGAGAUCAUCGUGGUGCUCGACAUGGCGGGGCUCAUGGGCGCCUACAUCGCCGGCUGCACCCGCGAGGUCUCCUCCUCCAUCUACAUCAUCGUCCUCACCGUCGUCGUCUUCCUCUACGUCGUCUACACGGCGCAGUUCCUGCCCAAGCUCUGGGGGCUCGUCGUGCACGUGCCCUUCGUCCACAAGGCGGCCCAGGGCGGCGCGCUGCCCGUGCCGCACGACAUCCUCGACACGGCCAGGCCGCGGGCUGACAUCGGCCGGACCAAGUCGGCGCCGCCGCGGUCGGUAGGAUUGGUCGUCGGAGCAGAGGAGUGACCACGAUUUGCUCAUUGGCUUUAGUUAGCCCAAUUCCAUUCAAUCGUGCGGUUGUCUUAUGUCCUGUACUACCUUCAUUUCUGUUCGACGUCUUAACUUAGCGCCACCAAACAUUUUUAACAUGUUUAUUUAAACUGCUAGAUUGAGAUAACAAUUCUACUACUACCGGUAUUGUUAAUUUACGUAAUUGUGUUACUAGUAGCCAUGAACGUAAGUUUAAACACGGAUAGAAUAGUACUUUAGAUGACUGAAAACAUGGAUGUAUUCAGUCCAUCUGUGUAAAUGCAACGGACACACCAUUAAUU